CACUGCCGCUUACCGAGACGGGGAACGAGUGCUGGGAAUGGGGCCUCACGACUCUGCCGGCCCUGUGCAGCUGCGUUUUUCGCCUUAUGCCUUCAACGGAGGUACUGUAUUGGCAAUUGCUGGAGAGGAUUUUUCCAUCGUCGCUUCAGACACUCGAUUGAGUGAAGGAUUUUCAAUUCAUACCCGAGAUAGCCCCAAAUGCUACAAACUAACAGACAAAACAGUAAUUGGCUGCAGUGGUUUUCAUGGAGAUUGUCUCACUUUGACAAAGAUUAUUGAAGCAAGAUUAAAGAUGUACAAGCAUUCCAAUAACAAGGCCAUGACAACGGGGGCGAUUGCUGCAAUGCUGUCUACCAUCCUGUACUCACGGCGCUUCUUCCCUUACUAUGUUUACAACAUCAUUGGAGGACUUGAUGAAGAAGGACAUAAGACAAGAGGAUUUGGAAACAGGCUGUGUUUGGGUAGUGACCUCAAGAAACACUGUAGUAAGCAAGAGGGAGGAGAAGCAUUAAUGAAGGAUGAGUUAGUCAAAGAUGAUGGGGAUAGCUGUGACAUCAUACUGAUGUGGAGAGACCAAGUAGAAGAAGAUCCUCCAUAG
This is a messenger RNA of Mus caroli (Ryukyu mouse), 598 nucleotides long. Its product is annotated as proteasome subunit beta type-1. The record is from RefSeq and is a predicted model, not a curated record. NCBI's taxonomy places the organism in Eukaryota, Metazoa, Chordata, Mammalia, Rodentia, Muridae. Gene Ontology annotation, cellular component: proteasome core complex; nucleus; cytoplasm.